UGCCAACCAAACUGCCCGGCCUGCUGCGAACGAACUCCACUAUCAGCUCCACCACCCAGCACCAUCGCAACCAUUUUUCCACACCACGCGUGCCGCAUGUCCGCAACACUGAUGGAAGGGUAUGCCGCACAUCUACACUCUGCAAACACCUGGAGCGCCGACCUUAAUCGACAAGUCUGCGAGACCGAGUUCGUUUGGACUUGACGAUUUCGUGACGCCUGUCGACUCCGACCUGAUGGAUCGAGAAUGGUACCACGGCCAGGAUUACUAUCCUCAUACCGCCCUGCAUGCGCACUCGAGGCUGUCGCCAGCCGACGACGUGCUCACGUCGGUCGCGUUCCACUACCCGGCGCACACCGACCCCGGCAGCGAGUCUCUGACAGGCCCACUGUACCCUCCACUUGACCGCCCCAUGAACGGUCACGCGUUUCCGCAAUACCAUGACCAUGGUGCGCCACGGGUCGACGACCUAGCGCCCAUUUCUCCCCUGCAGCCACAAUACAACGGCACUGCUUUUCCCACGCCCUAUCCGGAUAGCACUGCGUCGUCCGCGCCCAGCGAGGAUCCCAUCAUUGCCGAUGUCGAAGAGGACAAGCGUAAGCGCAACCAGGCGGCGUCGGCGCGAUUCCGGCAGAAGAAGAAGCAACGUGAGCAGCAGAUGAUGGAGCAGACUCGCGAAAUGCAAGAGAAGAACAAGAGACUAGAAGGAGAGGUGGAAGGACUGAAGCGAGAGAAUACUUUCCUGAAGAAGCUACUGGUGGAGAAGAUCGAUAACAUGAGCCCCGAAGAUAGAGACCUUCUGAAGAGGACCACGGACAACCUGAAGGAGAAGGAUUGAGUAGUGCACGGGGCGGCCUGGCGUUUAUAUAUCGACUACGUUUUUGCGCGAUGAGCCGGGCGGAUACCCACCGGCCGAGAGCCGCCGGCUCCCGACGACCCGAGCGCGACACAUGAUUUGACGAUUCUCCACUCUUCUUCACUACGGCAGCAACGGCGAUGAGGGUGGGUCAUGAUACUUUCACAUUAAACACAACAUGGACUAUGGCAAUAGGGAUAGCUAAUGAUGUCGGUUGGCUCCGAUGUUUCUUUCCUUCAACAAUCUGAUCGUUUCGACUUCUCCUCUUUGUAUGCCCAAGUGCAGCCCACACGCGCCAUAUCAUCCCACGAUCAUCUAUGCGGCGCACACAGAGUUGUACCAGGUCAAGGUAGCUAUCACAUCGUCAGCUCUACGGCUCUAGGAUCGACGACAAAUCUUCAACACGUACCAACAGCAUCGGU
Molecule: messenger RNA, 1278 nt
Organism: Paraphaeosphaeria sporulosa
Lineage: Eukaryota; Fungi; Ascomycota; Dothideomycetes; Pleosporales; Didymosphaeriaceae
Exons: 2
Coding region: 122-838 (238 amino acids)
Biological process (GO): regulation of transcription by RNA polymerase II
Cellular component (GO): nucleus
Molecular function (GO): RNA polymerase II transcription regulatory region sequence-specific DNA binding; DNA-binding transcription activator activity, RNA polymerase II-specific
Source: RefSeq, a predicted model, not a curated record